Brienomyrus brachyistius is the source of this 4191-nucleotide messenger RNA. It is a transcript of the gene gne, whose product is annotated as glucosamine (UDP-N-acetyl)-2-epimerase/N-acetylmannosamine kinase. Gene Ontology annotation, molecular function: UDP-N-acetylglucosamine 2-epimerase activity; hydrolase activity, hydrolyzing O-glycosyl compounds; N-acylmannosamine kinase activity. Bases 433 to 2721 code for a protein of 762 amino acids. The record is from RefSeq and is a predicted model, not a curated record. NCBI's taxonomy places the organism in Eukaryota, Metazoa, Chordata, Actinopteri, Osteoglossiformes, Mormyridae. The transcript is spliced from 14 exons. Gene Ontology annotation, biological process: UDP-N-acetylglucosamine metabolic process.
CCAGUAGACGUCAUCAGUGCGCGACUACGUCGCGGAAUCCCACUGCGGCGGCUUGUUAAAGCGUCGUUGGAAGUUUGGGACGAGCACCCGUUAAGUAACUGGGAUCAUUACACCUGACACCGUGAUCGUGUUGUAGGAAAGCGUCUGCUGGACAAAGAUCAGAGAAUUUAGAACUAAAACCGGGAAACUGCAUCUGUCAGCCCGCCCACUGGGAGGAGUGACCAUCCCUAUAGCCAAUGGCAGGCUCGUAGGCAAAUGAAGGGGGCGGAUCCAAGCCGUCUUCACUCCACCCUGGAGGAGGCUUAGAAUACCAGAGUGGGCUGGGAGGCUGUGCGCCCAUUUCCACACUGGCAGAGACGGCGGAGGGAGAGAGCGAGUCAGCGAGCGAGCGAGAAUCAUCCAGGGGGAGGAAGGAGCAGAGCAGACAGAACAAUGCACCCCGAGCAGUUAAGCAGGAACCCCCACCGCUUCUCUCUCAGGGGAUCCCGUGAGCUGUACUACCGCAGCAUGCAGCGUGCUUGGGAGAAGGUGGGCAAGGCGGACAGCGGCGAGGAGAAAUCCAGGAAGCGCCGGCUGCGCGUCUGCGUGGCCACCUGCAACCGGGCCGACUACUCGAAACUGGCACCCAUCAUGUUCGGCAUUAAGGCCCAUCCGGAGGACUUUGAGCUGGAGGUGGUGGUGCUGGGCUCCCAUCUCAUUGAUGACUAUGGCAAUACCUUCCGCAUGAUCGAGCAGGACGACUUCGACAUCGGCUCCAAGCUGCACACCAUCGUGCGCGGGGAAGACGAGGCUGCUAUGGUGGAAUCGGUGGGCUUGGCGCUGGUGAAGCUGCCCGACGUGCUCCAGCGGCUGCGGCCCGACGUGCUGCUGGUCCACGGCGACCGCUUUGACGCGCUGGCGCUGGCCACGGCGGCGGCACUGAUGAACGUGCGCAUCCUGCACCUGGAGGGCGGCGAGGUGAGCGGCACCAUCGACGACUCCAUCCGGCACGCCAUCUCCAAGCUGGCGCACUACCACGCCUGCUGCACGCGCAGCGCCGAACGCCACCUCAUCGCCAUGUGCGAGGACCACUCCCGCAUCCUGCUGGCUGGCUGCCCCUCCUACGACAAGCUGCUGACUGCCCACCACCGCGACGACUACAUGGACAUCAUCCACAGCUGGCUUGGGGAGGACGUGAAGGAGCUGGACUACAUCGUGGCUCUGCAGCAUCCGGUCACCACAGACAUCAAGAACUCCAUCAAGAUCUACGAGCUGAUGCUGGACGCCCUCAUCUCCUUCAAUAAGCCGACGCUCAUCCUGUUCCCCAACAUUGAUGCAGGCAGUAAGGAGAUGGUGCGAGUGAUGAGAAAGAAGGGCAUCGAGCGGCACCCCAACUUCCGGGCCGUCAAGCAUGUGCCCUUUGAGCAGUUCAUCCAGCUGGUGUCGCAUGCUGGCUGCAUGAUCGGGAACAGCAGCUGCGGGGUCCGCGAGGCCGGCGCCUUCGGGACCCCCGUCAUCAACCUGGGCACGCGGCAGACGGGCCGAGAGACUGGGGAGAAUGUUCUACACGUGCGAGAUGCAGACAGCCAGAAUAAGAUCUACCAUGCGCUGGAGCUGCAGUUUGGAAAGCGCUACCCAGGCUCCAAGAUCUACGGCGACGGCAACGCAGUGCCCCGCAUCCUGAGGUUCCUGCAGACCAUUGACCUUGACGAGCCGCUGCAGAAGACCUUCUGCUUCCCAGUGGUGAAGGACUGCAACUCUCAGGACAUCGACCACAUCUUGGAGACCCAGAGCGCGCUGGCCGUGGACCUGGGGGGCACUAACCUACGGGUAGCAGUCGUCAGCAUGAAGGGGAAGAUUGUUAAGAGAUACAUCCAACCAAACCCAAGCACCUAUGAAGACAGGAUCCAGCUGAUUCUGAAGAUGUGCAGCGACGCAGCCAUCGACGCCGCCGUCAGCCUGAAUUGCAGGAUCCUCGGAGUGGGUGUGUCAACUGGCGGCCGGGUGAAUCCCCACGAUGGGGUCAUCCUCCACUCGACUAAGCUGAUCCAGGAGUGGAGCUCCGUGGAUAUCCGCACCCCCAUCUCCGACACGCUGCACCUGCCCGUGUGGGUGGACAACGACGGCAACUGCGCCGCCCUCGCCGAGAAGAAGUUCGGCCACGGCAGGGGAGUGGAGAACUUCGUCACCGUCAUCACCGGCACGGGCAUCGGCGGUGGUAUCAUCCAGCAGGGCGAGCUGGUCCACGGCAGCACCUUCUGCGCGGCGGAGCUGGGCCACAUCAUGGUGUCCCUGGACGGACCCGAAUGCUCAUGUGGCAGCCGCGGCUGCAUCGAGGCCUUUGCCUCGGGGUCCGCCCUGCAGCGGGAGGCCAAGAGGCUCCACGACGAGGAUGAUCUGCUGGUGGAGGGCAUGUCCCUGAAGAACGAGGAGCCCGUCAGCGCCAUCCACCUAGUGGAAGCCUCUCACCGUGGCAACGACAAGGCUAAGGCCAUCCUCGGGACAGCUGGCACAGCGCUGGGCGUGGGCAUCAUCAACAUCCUGCACACCGUGAACCCCUCGUUAGUGGUUCUCUCCGGUGUCCUGGCCAACUUCUACGAGAACCCGGUGAAGAACAUCAUCCAGCAGCGUGCCCUUAGCUCCGCCCAGAGCAUCCGCGUGGUGACCUCUGACCUGGAGGAACCUGCUCUGCUGGGUGCAGCCAGCAUGGUCCUGGAUUACACUACAAGGAGGACAUAUUAGACAGAGUGGCUGCUCUGGUAUCUAUGGUCUUAACUGGAAACCACAGGCCCUAUUGGGCUAGGUACUGGGAGGUUCACACAAGUUCUGGACCUAAAUAUUAAAAAUGUGCUCGAACAGUGAGUAUCGGAUGAAGACACCAGAAGAGCUGGUGAGAAUUCCCACAUUCGUAUGGAAGUGAAGUAUUACUUUUAUUUUGAGAAUACUUAUCUUUUACUGUUUUGUCUGUCCGUUAUAUGAAGUCCAAAAUACUUAUCUUGUGUUUGUUUCGGAGCACACUGAUGAACCUCACCUUUUCAGGGCAGUCAGUAGAGGGGGGGGUGGUGGCGGGUGUGUUCCAGGGACCUGUAGCUGUAGCGUUCCGCCAUUGGCCAGCAGCCGGUUAAUGUUAAUCAAUCAGAAUCAGUCAUUUUCACCGGAGGAAUCUUGUGUAUUCUCAAUGUAUUUGACCUAAACAUUUUUUUGUAAUGGUCCUAUGAAUACAUGUUUUUGAAGUAACUUUUUUUUGUACGAAAAAAAGUUAGGAAAAACAUUUUUAGUUUUAACCCUGAAGUAACUAUUUUAUUUUAUACAUUACCUAAGUGGGGGGACUUGUACAAUCAAACCUUUAACUGAAGCUUGCGAAGACAUUUUAAAUUAAAAAAGAAUGUAUUUUUUAAGUGGCAGUGUUUGCCAUGCACCAAGUAAGCUGUAUGUUCAAAACAAUCACCAUCACUGACAAGAAGUUCUGGUAACACUUGACUGAAGGCCAUAUUUUUAGUAAUUUAUAAACAGACUCGUAAUGAUGCAUUCAUAAAGCAUUAUAAACAUGCCUAUAAAUAUUUAUCAAAAGGCAUAACGCAUUAUAGCCAUGUGUAUUAUGCAUUAUGAAUGCUUUAGGAAGCUCUCAUCUGUAAUCACAGUAACCAAACAGGCGAACAAAUCUGAUGUGGUUCUCAAACUAUGGGUUGUUACUCCUGUUAUCAUCCAGACAGAAAGUUUGAAAGAUCCACUGAAGUAUAGUUCAGAUUAAAAGAGCAGUAAUGAAUGAAUGCAGUAAUAGGCAGAGGCUGGUCUCUGGCCCCCUAGGCUUAGACACUAGCGUCUUACGCAGGAAGCAGGUGGAUCGGGCUGGGUAACCUUCAACAUACCAUAAUGCGAGGUUAAGUUCCCACUACGGUGGAUGUGAUUUUGCAGCUUUAUCGAACUGCUAUCUGACAUUAUUGCCAAAGUUAUUCACAGGUGGCAUUUCAGCAAUUGGAGGUACGACAAUUUUAAUGUUUUAGGAUAAAACAAAUUCUUAGAAUAUUUUAAGUGGUGUUAAACUCUGAUUUCUACAUUCCACAGACAGGUUAUGCUCUUAGUAAUACAAGGGCUACUGGUGUAAUACUUGAAUUUUAACAAGUGUUCUCUUCUCACCGUCGCAUUUUUAAAGAAAACGGUCACAAAUGCAACAAAUUAGUAUAAUAAAAUGAUAUUUUGAUUUUAACCCUA